This is a messenger RNA of Eurytemora carolleeae, 455 nucleotides long. Its product is annotated as heat shock factor protein. The coding region runs from base 9 to 440 and encodes 143 amino acids. Gene Ontology annotation, molecular function: sequence-specific DNA binding; DNA-binding transcription factor activity. The transcript has 5 exons. The record is from RefSeq and is a predicted model, not a curated record. Lineage: Eukaryota; Metazoa; Arthropoda; Copepoda; Calanoida; Temoridae. Gene Ontology annotation, biological process: regulation of DNA-templated transcription.
UUUAAAAAAUGAUUCCCGUGAUGGAAAUAGUGAUGCCUCAGCAGAGCUCAGGAAAUGUUCCCGCAUUUCUUGCAAAGCUUUGGAAAAUUGUAGAUAAUCCAGAAACAGAUUUGCUAAUUAGUUGGACUGAUGAGGGUUCAUCGUUUAUAAUCAAAAACCAGGCUGCGUUUGCACGUGACCUACUUCCGUAUUAUUACAAGCACUCCAAUAUGGCAUCUUUUGUCAGGCAACUGAACAUGUACGGAUUUCAUAAAGUGUUAAGCGUGGAUUCUGGAGGAUUAAAGGGAGAGAAGGAGGAAAUGGAGUUCGCCCACCUUUAUUUUCUUCGUGGACAGGAGCAUCUUCUUUCAGAGAUCAAGAGGAAGGUUUCCAUUGGACAUACUAAACCUACUCAUAUUUUGCCUACUAUCAGAAAUGACAAGGUACUCCCUCAAUACUAAACCUACUCCUAUUAU